Molecule: messenger RNA, 2462 nt
Organism: Egretta garzetta (little egret)
Lineage: Eukaryota; Metazoa; Chordata; Aves; Pelecaniformes; Ardeidae
Gene: RPUSD4
Product: RNA pseudouridine synthase D4
Exons: 6
Biological process (GO): pseudouridine synthesis
Molecular function (GO): RNA binding; pseudouridine synthase activity
Source: RefSeq, a predicted model, not a curated record
GGACACGCCGCUGCCGAGCGAGGAGCGGGAAGGCGGGCGAGUUGCGGGGGUCGCGCAGGAGCUUUGUGUGAAAGCCAGGAGCCGUUAUCCUCCACCGAUGGCGUUUUGGUCUCCCCUCAGAUCCCCAAAGACCCCGCGCAGAGGCGGGUCCAGGAACUUGCCCUGCUGAGCAAGCAGCUGCAGCAGGUUCACCCCAAUGUCCUGGCCAAAGUGCUCAAGCAGGGAACCGUCUACCAGAACGAGGAGAUCGUGGUGAUCAACAAGCCCUACGGCCUGCCUGUGCACGGUGGCCCCGGGGUGAAGAAUUGUAUUGCCGACGUACUGCCGAUUUUGGCCAAGAUGUUGGAGAACAUGAAAGCCGAACCCCUCCACCUCUGCCACCGGCUGGACAAAGAGACCACGGGCGUGAUGGUGCUGGCGCGGAGCAAGGAGGUGGCAGAGAGGAUACGGCUUCUCUUCAAAACUCGUCAGGUGGAGAAGACCUACUGGGCAAUUAGCCUGGGCGACCCAGACCCCACCGAGGGCAUUGUGGAGAUCCCCAUCGUGGAGAAGGAGGUGCAGAGCCACCAGCGGCACUACAAGAUGACAUGUGCCCCCAACUAUCGCCUGUCUCCGGAGGAUGGGAAGGUGGUGAAAAUCCGCAAGAACCGCAAUGCCGCAAGCGCCGUGACGCGGUACCGCCUUCUGGCUAGCUCUUCCGCCUGCUCUCUGCUGGAGCUCCAGCCCAUCACGGGGGUGAAGCACCAGAUCCGGGUUCACCUGGCGUAUGGGUUGGGGUGCCCCAUCCUGGGGGAUCACAAAUAUUCGCACUGGAGCAAGCUGGCGCCCCAGAAGCUUCCUGAAAUCACCUUGAAGAGGCUGAAGCUGCAGCAGAGCAAGGCUCGCCACCUCCCUCUCCACCUCCACGCCCACCGGCUCUCCCUGCCCCUGGGCGAGCGGAUAGACCUCGUCUGCAAGCCGCCCCUCUUCUUCCAAAAGACUCUGAAGAGGCUGGAGCUGGACAUCGCUAACAACUAACGAGGCAGGACGGGAGCAGUACGGUCUAUCUCCACGUCUUCAGCACGUGGUAGUGCUGGGUCCCAUCGCUCUGCAGCGGUGUCUGCCUUGGAGCCAGCAGUGUGAUGAAGUCCAUGGUCUCUGCUUCUUGCCAGAGACCUCCUGUGUUGGUACCAGUGUUGCUGGCUUCAAACCAGGUACCUCCCUGUGCUUCUUGCCCCGAUUUGGUGCAGAAAAGCAACUGGGCAUGCUGAAGAGCCUCUUGUUCGGACAAACGAGGCUGGGUAGAACGUGGGCUUUGCCCAAUCUGUGUUUUGAACUUGUCUUUGAGCAAUAAAAGACGCAGUUCAUGCUGAGGUGAAGGGUCCUGUGUCUCACAGUGCUCAGGCCAGGCGGAUUGCGGUCCCUGGGCAGGUUUGAUUGCACCCAGGUGCAGUCCCUCCCCAUUUGAGGGCCAUCGCUCAUCCCUCCAGAGCUGACCAGUGGUUUCUCCCUCAUAUCCUGGCGCUCCAUGUUCAAAUUUGGAGACUCCCUUUGUUUGAAAAUCCAUCGAAAGUGCAAUUUGGCAGCGGCUGUGGGUUUUUUUGGUUUUUUUUUUUGCUAUGCUGAGAGACUGCACGAGGAGUUCCUUGGCUUGGCUUGGCUGAGCAGCUCCGGGACUCCCUCUGCUCUGCGCUGCCAGAGGUGUCGGAGUGGGUUUUUGGGGAGUGACUACGCUGCUGGGAGAAUCUUUUCUACCCCACCGCCCCUUCUGACUUCCCUAUCGCAUGUUUCCAGACCCCGUUGUCGGGAUCCCUCUCCCUCGGGAGCUUGCCUUGGAGCCACGUUCCUUCCCCUGUGCCUCGAGGGGAAGGCAAGUGGAGAUAUGAAAUGCUGAGGAACAGCAGCUGAUGUUCGGCCUCAAAGUGGCAGCCACCAGCACUUGGUGUCUCUUGGCCUGUCCCCAAAAGCUUGGGGCCGGGCAGCAGGACUUUCUCCAGCCCCUCCAUCUGGUUUGGGUGCAGGAAAGGGCUCUUUGUACCCCACAGGGCCACCAUGGAACUGGUUGGUGCUUUUCGGUAGGGUAAUUCCCUGUCCCCUGCCUACCCACUCCUCACAAGGGGUGAAAAUAGCUGGGGAGCCCCACGCCCCUCGAAAGCGCCGCCAGAAAUACAUCUGCUUAUGAGAGAGGGAUGUAAAACCACCAGGAGCCGGGGAGCGGCUGCGGCUGGGGAGGAACACUGCCUUCCCAGCCCGGUGCUGCGGCUGCUAUUUUGUUUUUUGUUUUUUGUUUCUAUUUUGGGGCGUGCUAUUUGUGAAAAGGCUUCCCCCUGUAAUUACCAGUCGAUUUAAUGUGCUGUCUAAGCUGUCAUUUACAGCCAUCGGGUGCAGAGGGCUUGGCAAGUGAUGCCUUCAGCCCUACAAAGUCACUCCUUUAGACGGUCACGCCCCAGACAACACCAGAGCCCCCGAGCAGCAGCAGCAGU